AUGGCUUUAAAGUUCUUAAUGCAUUAUUAUAGCUUAGAAGAACACAAACGGUUCGAAAUGGGAAUAAACCCUUCAGUGUUUCUGAACACGUGCUCAUUUAAUGGCAAAAUCUGUUCUGUGUCUGAUCUAAGCAACUUCACGAAUUUCCGCUAUGGAAAUUGCAUCACUUUCAAUAAAAAACGAAAAGGAAGGGAUCCUUUGAAAACAACAGAAUUUGGAUAUAAAAGUGGUUUACAUUUAUUAUUAGAUCUGUAUUACGGUUUUUAUCUAAAUAUAAGUCAUACCGUAGGUGCGAAAGUUUUCAUUCAUGAAACUAAUGAAGAUCCAAAUCCGGAUGAAGAUGGUUUUCUCAUAACUCCAGGUUAUGAAAAUUCAGUGUCUCUGAAACGAACUGUCCAUCGCAGAUUACUAGCUCCAUAUAAAGACCACUGCGUGAACUACGACCCAAAGGAUAAUACGAUGAGAAGUAAAAAUGCUUGCAUUCGCUCGUGCAUCCAAAAAAAGAACAUUGAGCAAUGUGAAUGCAUUGACCAGACUUUGAGCGUUAUGGAAAAUAGAAGGCCGUGCAAUUUUUCGAUUAGAGAGGAAUCAUGCUGUUUAGAUGAUGUACUUGAUAGGAUGUCCCGUCAUGGAUCUGUGUGCAAUUGCCCUUUAUCUUGCUUGUCUGUGUAUUAUAAUGAGAAAUUAUCAAAAGCAAGAUUAAGUCUCACAGAUGUAUGUAAGGAUCCUGACUUCUGCCUCAGAUCCUUCUACAAUGGUCACAUACGGUUAAAUAUAUUUUACUCAACUUUAGAAACAUAUUCAUACGAGCAACGAGCGCAGUGGACUGAAACAGAAAUGAUCAGUUACUUAGCGAACGAGAUUGAUUUUUGGUUUGGCGGUUGA
This is a messenger RNA of Argiope bruennichi, 885 nucleotides long. Its product is annotated as degenerin unc-8-like. Bases 1 to 885 code for a protein of 294 amino acids. The transcript is spliced from 2 exons. The record is from RefSeq and is a predicted model, not a curated record. Gene Ontology annotation, biological process: sodium ion transmembrane transport. Lineage: Eukaryota; Metazoa; Arthropoda; Arachnida; Araneae; Araneidae. Gene Ontology annotation, cellular component: membrane. Gene Ontology annotation, molecular function: ligand-gated sodium channel activity.